AUGGAAACUACUAUGCAAGAAUCCGGAAAUUCACUUCCCGAGUCGAACUCCGAGCAAAAUAUGUAUUAUGAUCUAGUUUUUCCAAAAAGGAAGAGAUCAAAGGCAACGGAAGCAGGGGGCGAUAGAGCAAGAAUGCGUCUCGAUGAAAUUAAUCAGGGUACUGGCAAACGUACAUGCAACUCAGCUCCAAUCCCGACUUGCCCAAGGGUGGUUAUAUCGGCUAAGAACGAUAUUCAUGUGCAGCCAAAUCCACCUUCGUCUUCUCUCAUCAACGAAUUCGAGUCAAUUACGGACCACUUUAUAGACUUUACAAAUAAACAGGAUGACUUAUCAGACAUAUCAGAAGACGACGAAACUACACAACUUAACACACUAUUGGGUACAAUAACCGAAUGUGAAAGAUUUCUGGCAUCUGUCAAGAAGAAUGCUGUCGCUUACCGAGACUCGACAGCAGAGCUCCGCGCCAAGCUACAGGUUGCCGAUACGGAAUCGAAAGAAUCGGCAGCAGCAUUUACUGGAGAAAUUAUGUAUCUCAAAAAAGAUAUCAAGGCGCGCGAUGAUGAAAUUGCGAGGUUGAGAGGGGUGACUGAUAGAUUGAGUCGGCAGAAACAUCAGAAUGCAAAGCUUGUUCUAAGGAAUGCGAAGCUAGAAUCAACGGUGGAGGUGCAAUCUGCAAAGUUAAAGAAGCUUGAAAAUUGGAGAACGCAGAUGCGGAGGAUUUUGAGCGAGGAAGAUGCUGAAUCAUGA
This is a messenger RNA of Botrytis byssoidea, 747 nucleotides long. RefSeq lists its product as uncharacterized. The transcript is spliced from 3 exons. Lineage: Eukaryota; Fungi; Ascomycota; Leotiomycetes; Helotiales; Sclerotiniaceae. The coding region runs from base 1 to 747 and encodes 248 amino acids. The record is from RefSeq and is a predicted model, not a curated record.